This is a messenger RNA of Talaromyces rugulosus, 3738 nucleotides long. RefSeq lists its product as uncharacterized. Gene Ontology annotation, cellular component: cytoplasm. NCBI's taxonomy places the organism in Eukaryota, Fungi, Ascomycota, Eurotiomycetes, Eurotiales, Trichocomaceae. The record is from RefSeq and is a predicted model, not a curated record. Gene Ontology annotation, biological process: protein deubiquitination. Bases 1 to 3738 code for a protein of 1245 amino acids. The transcript has 6 exons. Gene Ontology annotation, molecular function: cysteine-type deubiquitinase activity; heme binding.
AUGUCUCCCAGUACAACGGCCUUUCCCAGCGCCCCCGGCCCGACGUCAGGCAUUCGAGGGGGAGACGUCGGUGGGAUGCAGCUCCCCGGAGGACGGUCAAGUUGGACUGGCCCAUAUGGCACAGCUUCACCCGCUUCUGGGGACAGGCGAGCGCGGUAUCCGUAUAUAAAGGAUCUCCAAGAUCAAGCUGCACGUCUGGAAGUCGAUGAACGGAGCCCGAUCAACCAUCUUCUCGCGACUGCGUCCGAAGCCCUACAAAAAUGUCAAUCAUUCGUUAAUCAAGGAGACCUUGGAACGGCCUAUGUCCAAUACCUCCGCGCAUCUGAAAUUAUCGUGAAUACCAUUCCUCGGCAUGUAGACUAUCGGUUGCUUCCCGUUCAUCAUCCAGAAUGGUACCAUCAGUUCUCGAAUCUCAUGAUGUCAAUCAGUCAGAAACAGUCUACCAUGGAUGCGAUUAAAGAGCAAAUUCUCGAAGAUAAUCUGGCAACUCAGAUACGGCCACAAGGAUCUCCUUCUAUGGAUAUACAAAGGGCACCAAGUCACCAGCAAAGUGCCCCCCUCAGGAUGCCUAGCCCGGCGGACUUCCAAUCGAACGGGGCAUCGCAGCAAUACAAUGGGGUUGGAAAACAAAACGGGACAAGAUCUGCUGCAGAGGAUUUGCUUGCCCAACGUUUUGCUCGAUUGCAAACUACACAAAGUUCUCCGUCUAAUGGACAACAUUCCUCAGGCUAUGUCAAUUCUACUUUAGCGGCAUCACCACCGGCCGAGACACUUUCCGAUUAUCGUCCUUCUUCGUCGAGUUCAGUGCAAAGCCUAACAGGCACUUCCUUCGGUUCAGGUGCCUCACGGCCAUUCGGUCCACGCGCGAUAGGGACACCUCAACAUAUAUCUGUUCCUCCAAAAAAACCGUUGAAUGUCAACACUGUUUCGCUCCCCAGAGCACCAAGCCCAACUUACAGUCCGAUAUGGUCGGUGCCGUCUCAACCGCCGCCGUCUAACCCCCCGCGAACUUCAAGCGAAAGCUCUCGGGCGACACCGUCGAAGUAUGCUCAAAUUGUUGGAUCACGAUUAAGUAGUCCCAGGCGUUCCGAAGACGACAAUCCAUACCGGUCCCGCACGCCUAACGGGGUUCAUCUUGCACACGAAAAUAAGAGUAGCUCGAAUGAGCUGCCAUUCAACACAACUAUCCGAGCGCAGCAAUUACUUGAUUAUAUGCGCAAGUACAAUGUCUUGGUCAUAGACGCGCGUCCUCGUGAACUCUAUGACAGCGGACAUAUUUACGCUAGGUCUAUUUUAUGCAUCGAGCCAGUGGUAUUAAAAGAGAAUAUGUCGGCAGAAGAGCUGGAAGAACGGCUGGUUGUUUCGCCAGAUAACGAGCUAUCCUUAUUUGAACGACGAAAUGAAUUCGAUCUCGUGGUGUAUUACGACCAAGGUACAGACUCGGUCAGUUAUCUCGCGGGAUCGCCGGUUGGAACAUCCGCUCCUCACUUAAGAGCGCUUUAUGACACGCUGUAUGAAUUCAAUGCAUACAAGCCUUUGAAGGACGGCAGACCACCAGCUAUGUUGAUAGGUGGACUCGACGCUUGGGUGGAUUUAGUUGGCUCCCAGUCACUGGCAACGUCUUCUACGGCAGCGAUAAUGGGAUCUAUACAGGCCAAACGGCCUGUGCAGAAACCUGGACGACCUCUCGGAAGGGUUCCGACGGCAAGUGCUAAUUCGAGCUUGGAGAUCCGGAAAAGACGACUACGCGAGUUUAAGCCUUUGAAUUCCGAAGAGCUUACAGCAUGGAUGGAACGAGCCAAAAAGGAGGAGGUCAUGGCCCACACUUACGAAGAUGAAGAAGGGACGAUAACAGAGGAGCCUGAAGACGAAGCCAAUGCACAGGAGCCGCCAUCGCCAUUUGUACACACUUAUGAAGAUUUUCUACGACGAUUUCCUGAGCCCCAGGCUAUCCAACAAUCGAUGGUUGCUCCAGAGCCCCGAGUGGCCAUGCCGGCAAUGCCAAAUUACGCAGCUCCUGUUCCACUAGCACCAUCACGACCCCCGCCAGCACUGCCGCGGCCGAAUUAUGGAGGACUCUCAGAUGGUCGCCAGAUACAGCCACCUCUUGCUCGUCAAAACUCUGCAAGCAAGACGGCGCUAUACACAUCAAGCUCUCUGAUGACACGGCUCAAAAUGCCACGAACUGGACUUACCAAUUUCGGAGUGACGUGCUACAUGAAUUCCACGUUGCAGUGCUUGAGUGCGACGACAGUAAUGAGCAAAUUUUUUAUCGAUGAUCGGUACCGGUACUAUGUCCAAAAGAACUGGAAAGGAUCACAGGGAGUAAUGCCUGGCCUCUAUGCCAACCUGAUUCGAUCGCUGUGGAAAAACGAUGUCGAAGUCAUUGUGCCGACCUCAUACCGCAAUUUUUGUGGUCGAUUGAACCGGGAGUGGGCAAUUGACCGGCAACAAGAUGCAAAAGAGUUUUUUGACUUUGCUGUUGAUUGCCUACAUGAAGAUCUCAACGUCAAUUGGCAACGAAACCAGCUGCGGCCUUUGACUUUCGAGGAGGAGAUGCAGCGAGAAAAGAUGCCAGUGCCUAAAGUAUCGAGGAUUGAGUGGGAUCGAUACUGUCAUCGCGAAGAAUCGUUUAUAUCUUCAUUAUUUGCUGGGCAACAUGCCAGUCGUCUACGGUGUACGACAUGUCACCGUACGUCGACAACGUACGAGGCAUUUUAUAGCAUCAGCGUGGAAAUACCGCCGACGGGGACAGGGGAUAUCUACCAAUGCUUGCAGAGCUACUGCAAAGAAGAGAUGCUGAGUGGUGACGAGGUUUGGAAAUGCCCAUAUUGCAAAUGCGAGCGGGUGGCAACGAAACAAAUCAUCAUCACUCGAGCUCCCCAGAUUCUAGUCGUCCACUUCAAACGGUUCUCGGCGUCCAAGACGCAAUCGGCACGCAAGAUUCACACUCGCGUUGAAUUCCCAUUGCAUGGACUUCGCAUGGACAAUUUCGUGAUCCCUUAUCCAGCGGUGAAUGGGGAAAAUGCAAACGCAUCAAAUGCAGCUGCUGCAGCGCCGCCGUCCCUUUCGCCCACGAUUCCGCCGUUCACGUACGAUGCAUACGCGGUUUUACGACACCUGGGCUCGACGCUGAGCGGAGGGCACUAUAUCUCGAUGGUACGAGAUGCACAGCGUCAAUGCUGGCGUCGGUUCGACGAUGAGCGCGUGGCCGAUUUCAACCCGCGAGACCUGCGACCAUCGGAUCGGCUUCAAAACGAACAGGCGUACAUUGUAUUUUAUGAGCGUGUCCCCGCUAAACUCAUCUACUCCCUCCCUCUUCUAUUCACCAUGGCCGACAAGGAAUUCACAUACGCCGAGGUCUCGGCCCACAAGACCAAGAAGGACCUCCACAUCGUAGUCAACGAAGGCGUCUACAACGUCACCUCGUUCGUCGAUGAGCACCCCGGUGGUGAGGAAGUCCUUCUCGAUGUCGCCGGCCAAGAUGCCUCCGAGGCCUUUGAGGAUGUCGGCCACAGCGACGAGGCCCGCGAGAUUCUCGAUACCCUGAAGAUUGGCACCCUCAAGAGACUGCCUGGCGACCCUGCCCCCCGAGCCAUCUCGACCUCAGACUCUUCCUCGCCCGGAUCCUCCGGCUCCGGUAGCGGUGGUGUUGGUCUGUAUGCCAUCGUCCUGAUCGGCGCCGCUGCCGCCUACGCUGCCUACCAAUACCUGCAACUGCAAACCGAGACCCAGUAA